Phaeoacremonium minimum UCRPA7 is the source of this 558-nucleotide messenger RNA. Its product is annotated as putative fatty-acid amide hydrolase protein. The transcript is spliced from 2 exons. The record is from RefSeq and is a predicted model, not a curated record. Lineage: Eukaryota; Fungi; Ascomycota; Sordariomycetes; Togniniales; Togniniaceae. The coding region runs from base 1 to 558 and encodes 185 amino acids.
AUGGCCCGCGGUCUCAAGUAUGCUGUCGACAAACUGAAGGCCGCUGGUGUCAAGGUCGUUGAAUUCGAGCCUUACAAGCAGGCAGACCUCUACAAGCUCUGCACGACACUUUUCUUCACCGACGCUGGUAAAUGCGUCACAGAGCUUUUCGAGUUAGCUGGCGAGCCGAUUAACUCGAUGACGAAAUGGUCAUUGACGCAUGCGCCGGCCGAGCCGUUUACACUGGUCGAAAGUUGGAAGCUGAAUGCGCAGCGUGAAGCUUACCGUGCUGAAUACCAUAAACUGAUGAAGGAGCGUGGCGUCGACUUCAUUCUUUGCCCCUCAUACGUCGGCGCGGCCGCAGAAGUAGGCACCACACAGUAUUGGGCAUACACAGCAAUGUGGAAUGUGCUUGAUCAGCCGAGCAUCACGUUUCCGACAGGAUUAAAGGCCGACCCUGCAGUAGAUGUGGUCAAUGCAGACUUCAAACCACUUUCCAAGGAGGAUCAGAGAGAAUACGACAAAUGUAAGAACCGUCGCUACGCCCCGAGUCCUACAAAACGAAGCUCAGAAUGCUAA